Molecule: messenger RNA, 9435 nt
Organism: Amphiprion ocellaris (clown anemonefish)
Lineage: Eukaryota; Metazoa; Chordata; Actinopteri; Pomacentridae
Gene: cep290
Product: centrosomal protein 290
Exons: 54
Coding region: 603-8744 (2713 amino acids)
Biological process (GO): camera-type eye development; kidney development
Source: RefSeq, a predicted model, not a curated record
CUUUUUGACGAACCGAAGUAUAUAAGGCCAGUACCAAGUUGUUAAAACGCGACGUUGCAGUGUUCUGUCUGCCUUACCGCUAGAGUUUGAUGAAGUUUCCUUCAGUGGUCCACAUGCCGGUUUUUGCUGGUUCAUUUUCUUGUGUGCUAGCUUAAUUAGCUAGCCGGGACUGUUGUUGUCAGUUGUAACCUAGCAGCCAAAGCACUGCAGCAUGGACAUCUUUGGGUGGAAGUUUACUGUCAUUUUAACUAAUUUUUAACCUACAUUUGGAAUCUGUCAUGUCUAUCUUAUCCUACCGAGUGAAGUUAAAUGAUAACAGACAUCUUUUGUUUGUUUGUUUUUUUUACUUUAACCUGCAAGUCCCAGCCUUUAACUAGCUAAUUCGGAAAAGAGGUGUAACGUUGCAUUUUGUUUCCUGGCAGUUGGUGGUGUACUUAAACGUCCUUACAAAAUGUCCAUGAAGUUAACCUAAUCUGAGGAGUACAGCAACGUUUAGCCAUUGUUUCCUGGCCACAAGGAGCUAGUUAUGACUAAUCACCGCGCAGUUUACUCAGUCCUAAAUUAGCUGAAGUUUCACACAGUAUAUACAUACUGCAUCCAAGAUGUCUGUUGCUCUAGACUGGGACAAAGCGUCCAGAAUUGACCCUGACGCCAUCAUUCACCAUCAAAAAAAAGAACUGGAUGAUGUCUUCAAUAUGAUCCUUUCGGCAGAUGUUUGGGGGGUGAAGGAUAAAGCUCCGGAGGACAUUAUUCACAUCCUCAGAGUGUCUCAGGCCCUGUUGAAGAUCAAUAAUCAAGAACUUGAUGGCGCUUUGGUCUUACUGAAGGAAAGCGAGAUGCGGCAUAGUAAAACUGAAAAGGAACUACAUGCAAAGUUGGCGAGGCUGGAACAAGAUCACAAGGUACUGCUUCAGCCCGGCACUGGGCCAGACACUCGCUUUCUUAGAGAUGAGAUCCGGCAGCUCGAGAACCAGCUGGAGCAAAGGGAGAAUGAACUGACCCAGUUAAAGAAAGAAAUGGGCAAGGAAAAGAAAACCAACAAGGAGUUGGUUGUACGAGCAGAGGAGGCUGAGGAUGAGGUGAAGAGGCUGAAAAGAGAGUUAAAAAAGCUUAAAAAGAAGAAUGAGCAGCUCCAGCAGGACGUGGACUUCUAUCGUGGAGAGCUGGAACAGAAAGAGCCAGUACCAUCCAGAGAUGAGAAUGCUGAGGCUCAGAGAAAGCUCACCUCAGCCAAUCGCCAGCUUCACCAGUACUUGGACGACCUUCAGCAAGCAGAGGAGGAAAACCUCCACCUGAAGACACAGAAUGAGCAGAUGCAAAAAAGUCUGGAGGAAUCUGUGAAGGAGAUGGAAAAGAUGACAGACGAGUACAACAAGAUGAAGAUUGUUGUGCAGCAGACUGACUCCAUUAUGGACCAGCUCAGGAAAGAGAGGGAUCACGCAAAGCUUCAAGUCAGAGAGUUAACUGACAAGAUUCAUAGCAUGACUGAGGAGAAUGACCCUAUUAUGGCAGCAGUCAAUGCCAAAGUGGAGGAGUGGAAGAGAGUGCUGUCUGGGAAGGAUGAUGAAAUUUUGGUAUACCAGCAGAUGAUACGUGACCUGAGGGAAAAGCUGCGUUCAGCCCAAUUGGACUUGGACAAGAGCAACAUUAUUGCCUUACAGCAGGUUAUAUAUGAGCUCUGCGGUGCCGUCCAAGAGAGGGAUAAUCAAAUCAAGAUGCUGAGUGAGCAGGUGGAACAGUAUACGGGGGAAAUGGAGAAACACACCCUGCUUAUUGAGGAGCUGAAGACAUCCACAACCAAAGAGAGAGGCCUUCCGGCAACCACACAGCACAAGAAGAUGGAAGAGCUGAAGUCAAAGCUGGAAGCUGCGGAGACCAGAGCAAUGGAAGCAGAGCAUAUUGUAAAAUUAGCAGAAGCUCAUGCUGAGGAAAAAGACAAAGCACUUAUUGAGGCUUCAAACCGCUUGAGCCAGUAUGAGUCUGGUAUUUAUGGCCUGGAAGCAGCCAUCGUGGAUAUCAAAGAGUGUAAAAAUCAAAUCAGAGUUAGAGAUCAAGAGGCAGAGACCAUGAUCAAAGACAUCAACCAGCUUGAGAUGAGAAUCAAUGACCUCAUGGAUGAAAAUGAGGAUUUCAGAGAAAAACUAGGUCUGGAACCAAAGCAAGAAGUGGAUCUGACAGAGUUCAGGCGUGCCAGAGAGCUCAGACAACGCCAAUACAAAGCAGAAAACCAAGUCCUCACCAAAGAGAUUGAACGACUUGAAGAGGAGAGAUUGGAGCUAAAGAAACAAGUUCGACGGAUGGUGAAGGAAAGAGCUGUGCCUGCAGGGGGCCCACAGUCAAGUUUGCUGCUAGAAGAGGAUGUAAGGCCCAGCAGAGCAGCACAGCAGCCACUCAAACAGAGUAGCACUUACAUAGAUGAAGAGAUCAAACGCAAGAAUGAGUAUCUUGAAAAAGAACUGAGCAAAAAGGAGAGAGAGCUGGAACUUCACAAGGCCCAGUUCCAAAUCAAAUUGGAAGAACUGUCGAGGGUGAAAAGAGAUUUGGAGACUACGCUGAAAGAUGUCCUUCAAGCUAUGAGGAUGAACAAAGAAACCACUUCAUGUGACAGUGUUAUCUCUAUUCCUAGUCUGGAAAGGCUGGCUAAUGAUGUAGAUGUCAAUAACAAGAGUGGGCCUGAGUCAGCGCCACAGCUCAAGUCCCAAGUACAUCAGCUGGUAGGCAGAAAUGAAGAACUGAGGCAGGAACUGAAAUUGGCCCGUGAAGAGGCAACCAGCAGCUUCAGUCAGCUUGCUCGAGCCAAAGAAAAGGUGAGCCAACUUGAAAGUCAACUGAAAUUGUUCAGGAAGUCAGGCAGCAGUGGAGCUGUCCUCCGACAUCUGACCCUCCCUGAGGGCCUGGAGCCCAGCAGCGCUGAGGUCAUCAGUUCCCUGAAUGAGUACGCUGUUCAACUUCUGCAGGAGAUGACAAACAAAGAUGAAAAAACCAAGAAACUUAUGCAAACACUGGAAGAACACAAGGAGAGGUUUGCUGUUAUCAGCCAUCAGCAGGGCCUCCUCUAUAAGGAAUACCUAAGUGAGAAGGCAGAGUGGCAAAAGGAAAAAGAGACAUUUACAGAGAUGAAGAACAAGCUGGAGGAGCAAAAGCAGGUGGAUGAUGUUAAAAUCCAAGAAUUUAACGAGCUACUAGACACCCUUCAGAAAGACCCAGAAGAAAUCAGGAGACAGCUGAGUGAAGCAUUUCGCAAGUUGACAGUGCUGAAGGUUAAUGAGAAGAAACUGACCCGUCGUUGCACUACCCUGCUGGAGCAAGAGCAGCACCUUUACAAGGAAAACAACAAGCUGAGGGACGACAGCAGCCACAUGCAAACGUCUGUCACCCAGAGGAUUGGAUACCUGCAGAGAUACAAGGAAAUGGCUGCAUAUAAGAUAGCGGCCCUGCAGAAGGCCUUGGAUGAUAGCGUCCCCUCAGCAGACCUGGAGAGAGCUAACAAACAGUACACAGAGCUAACUGUCAAAUAUAGAGACAUGCUACAGAGGGACAGCCGCCUCAUACAGAGAACCACCAACCUUGAACAUUUAGAGAGUGAGAACGAGUCUCUGCGAGAACAAAUCUCUGUCAUGAAAAAAGAACUGGAGAUCACUAAGGAGAAACUUAAUACAUUAGAGCAAGCAUUGGAGAACAUCAAUUCAACUGGAGAGCAAUAUGGGAUGGAUAAGGCAGACAAGGGGUCAGUCAACAAUGAGACGGUAUCUAUUGCGAGAAGAAUCACCACUUUAGAGAUGAAGGAGUUGAACGAGAGGCAGAGAGCUGAGCAUGCCCACAAAAUGUAUGAACACACGAGAAACUCCCUCAGGCAAGUGGAAGAGCGCAACUUAGAACUGGAGUCCAAGUUUGCAGAGUUGACCAAGAUGAAUGUAGAGGCCCAAAGGGUGGAGCGGGAGCUGAGAGAUGAGCUAGCAGACAGCAUCAGCAAGGCUGUGAGUGACGCCGACAGAGCCAAAAUUGCAGAGUUGGAGAAGGCAGAGGCUGAACUUCGCAUCGAAGUUUCCAAACUUCAGGAGGUGUCUGAUGUAGCCACUGCACAGGUAUCUGCUCUACAGGCCAGACAGAAGUCCAAAGAGAAAGAAGUAGAAGCUUUGAGGAGACAAAUACUCGACUACCAGUCACAAUCAGAUGAGAAGGCCCUUAUUGCGAAGCUCCACCAGCACAUUGUAACUCUGCAGCUAAGUGAGUCAGCUGCUCUGGGAAAACUGGAGGCUGCAACCUCUCAUAUCCAGCAGCUGGAGGCCUGCAAGCUGCGUGCUGACCAGAAGCUGGAUGCCAGUGAGCGCACUCUCUUCCUUGCCCGCCAGGAGGGCAGAAACCGCUCCAAGCACCUACGGCAGACCAUCCAGUCGCUACGUAGGCAGUUCGCUGGAGCACUGCCACUUCAGCAGCAAGAAAGGUUCUCUGUAAUGAUGGUGAGCCUCCAGGAGGACAGAGCAAAAUCCCAGGAGGAGAAGAGAAAGGCCGAGGAAGAGAGGAGGAGGGUGGAGGGAAGGGCUGAGGAGCUCGAACUGAAGCUUCGAGGGAUGGAGGAGCUCAUCUCAACACUGAAGGAUGUGAAAGGGGCUCAGAAGGUUACUGAAUGGCACAAGAAGAUGGAAGAAGCUCGCCUGCAGGAGCUAAGAAAAGGCAGGGAGCUAGUGGUCCAGAGGGAGGAAAUCAGGUACCUAAAGAACCUUGUGGAGGAGCAGGAGCGAGCCAUCCACAUGCUGGAAGAGGACAUUGUGCAACAAAACACUCUUCAAGAAGAGCGCCAGCUAGCGUGGGAUCAACGAGAGGUGGAGUUGGAGCGUCAACUGGACCACUACGAGAAACACCAAAAUGAAAUUUUGAAUGGUGCAGAAAAGUUUGAGGAAGGUACAGGAUCCCUACCAGACCCAACUCUACCGCUUGCUCAUCAGUUUGAGUUUGCUUUGGGUAAAAUCAGAGAACAUGUCCGCACUAUUUUGGACACACAGGCCACCUGCAAAAGUCUGAACAAGAGGUUGAAAGAAAAAGAAGAAGCUCUCUGGAAGGCAGAACAGAACAUUGUGUCCAGGGAUAAAGUGAUCAACGAGCUGCGUCUUCGGCUCCCAGCUUCUGCUAACAGGGAACGCCUGCUAGCGGACCUGAUGAAGCACGAAGAGAGCCAGUCAGGUAGUCAGCCUGCCCUCAAGCUGGCUCACCAGACCAUCAAAGACCUUCAGGGUCGACUUGACAAAAAAGAGGAUGUGCUAAAGAAAUACCAGAACCAGCUGGCUCAAGCAAGACAGGAUCAAGAGGAGAUGAUAAAGAGACAUCAGGAGGAGUUGAAAACGGUGCAUCAGAAGUUGGACCUGCACACAGAUACCUCCCCGGACCACUUCAAACACACAGCAAUGGAGUUGAUGAAGAAGUCCACUAUCAGCGUGCCAACCUCCAAGCACCUGAAGCGUCUGGCUGAGUUAGAACAGACAGUGGCCGAGCAGGACAUUUCACUCUGCUCCAUCACAGAGAAGCUGAAGCUGACCACUGCUGAGCUGGAUCGACAGAGGACCGCCAUGGAAACACAGGCUAAGAAACAUGCAGACGAGAUAUCAAAGCUGGAAGAGAAUCAUGUUGGCAAGUUGAUCGCUCUGACUGGUGAGACUGAGAAUCAGAGGAGCCAGAUGGCACAGAUGGAGAAGGAGAUGAACAACCUCCAGACUGAGCUGGAAGUCCAGAAGGAGGCCAACAUCCGCUCCCCCAGCAACACCAUGAAAAACCUAGUGGAGCGACUAAAAGCACAGCUCACACAGAAAGAGAAACAGCUCAAGUCUCUUAGUAAAGCUCUACUGGAGCUGAGGGCAGAGAUGACAUCUGCCGCAGAGGAGCAAGUCAUAGCAAGUGCUGCACAAAAAGAGGAGAACCUCAAUGUACAGAUGUUGGUUGACAGACACACCAAAGACUUGAAGACACGAGUGCAAGAACUUAAUGAGGAACUUCAAGCUGCAAAAGAGUCUGCCAAAGCAGCCCGAGGCCGGGAAAGUAAGCUGAAAGAAGAAGUGGACGGAUUGAACCAAGACAUCCAGAGGUGUCAGAAAACCCAGAGACGCCUGCAGGCUGAAAAGGAGGAGCGAGAGCAAGAAAUCCAGGAGCUCAAGCAGCAAAUCAAGAGGCUCACCAACGCCCUUCAGAAUCAGCCAGAACCAGAUGAGAGAGGACCGGCCAUUGAGAAUCUGCAGAAGAAGAUCAGGAGGCUGGAGUCUGACUUGGAGAAAAGAGCAGAAAUAAAAAAUGUCAAAGAUGAUCACAGAAAGACUAAAGAAGAAAUAGUGCGGUGGGAGGAGGGCAAGAAAUGGCAAGCCAGGAUGGAGAAGUUGAAGAGUUCACUAAAGGAGAAGGAACGAGAGAAUGAAACACUGUGCAAACAACACAGCACUCUUAAAGACCUUUAUGCCAGACUGGAACUAGAGAAGAGUGCACUGCAGAAAAAGCUUAAGGCUCGAGGUGUGACUGCUGAUCAGGUGGUGGGAGUGCGAUCCACUGAAAUGGAAAAGGAGAUGGAGGAACUGAAGAAGAAGAACUCUGAACUGGAGAAACAAAUCCUCACCAUAAGACAGCACCAGGCUUUACCUCGAGAUGACGCAGUGGACAAUCUGAUGCUGAGGAACCGCUUCCUGGAGGAGAGACUCCACUCCUUAGAGAGCCAGAUACCCAAAGACCCUCCAUCAAGACCGUCAGGCAAAAGCAUCUGUUCCCAGGCUCUGAAAGGGAUUUGUUCUGGCACUUUUGAUGUUGAGGAUGGGUCAUGCGAAGGGAAUGCAGCAUCCCGUUGUGUUGAGUCCUUCAGAGACACUGUCAGUCCUGGCACUGUUGAGGACACCUGUGGCCAUCAGAGGGAGGCAAAGCAAUGUCGGACAGAUGUAGAAACUCAAACCAGCUUUGUUUGUACUGAACAAGAAGGACUGAACCUUGAUAUGACAGAAGUCACAGCAGCUGACAAAACAGAUGUGGUCACAGAAGCAGAUGUUGAUGAUAAUUACAUUGAAGAACAUGAGAGACAAAGAGGAGCAGAUGUUAUAAAAAGUCCACAAGACACAAAAGACAUCCCAAUGGCUGAAAAACAGGAAGAACCACAGGCCAAUAAAGGAAGCGAGUUCGAGCCUAAUGAUCCAGCAGAAAGACCAGAAUCGGUUGUGUCACCCUCUGCUCCAGAGGCAGUUACAGAUGAUCAAACAAGUGAAACAGUUAAUAAAGAUGGUUCUGGUGAAUUAGAUGGUGAAGACACAGAAGAUGAUGAGGUGGUAAUCCUAUCAGAAAAGCCAAAACAGACUGAGGAACAGAUUGAGCUCAAAGAUGAAGAGCACAAGACUGCAAAGGACAUAAAACAAGAUAUUCCAGAACAGUCUUGCUCAGCAGAAACAGAUGUGGAUGUCAGUGCCAUGCUGAGCAAACACCCAGAAAGUAGAAAAUGGGAUGGUCGAGUGCGAACACGAGAAAGCAGAUCUCUUAGAUAUCUGAAGACUUCAGGAAGAGGUACUGGCACACCAUCACAGAGAGACCAGGAUGCUCAAAAAGAAAACCUCAAGCUGGCCUCUGAGAACCUGGAGUUGCGCUUUCAGCUUGAGCAGACCAACAAGGACUUACCAAGACUCAAGAAUCAAGUUGCAGACCUGAAGGAGAUGUGCAGUGCUCUGAAAAAGGAAAAGGCAGAGAUAGAGAAGCAAUUGGCUCAUACACGUGGAGCUGGUCACAGUGGUAAAACUGUACCAGAGCUUGAGAAGACCAUUGGCUUGAUGAAGAAGGUGGUGGAGAGGGUGCAGAGGGAAAAUGAAUCACUCAAGAAAUCCAGUGCACCUACAAAUCAGGACAAGAUCGCUGCUUUGGAGCAAGAAAAUGAAAAACUAAAGGCUGAGUUUGAGACCUUGAAAAGUCAAAGCGAAGCUGAGCUGAGUUCAAAACUUGAAUCUAAAACCAAAGGACUGGAGAAAAUAGUGAUGGAAAAUGAACGUUUGCGCAAGGAGAUUAAAAGGGAAAAGGAUUCUGCCGAGAGGCUGAGAGUGACCAAGACAAAUCUGGAAGCAAACAACGAGAAGCUUGAGGCAGAACUGGAAGAAACCAAGCAAAGACUGCAGGCAGCUCUAUCCAGAGCCAUUCCAGAGGGAGCAGAUAGUAAGACCUGGAAAGCAUCUGUGGUAACCAGAAUGUUUGAGAACAAGAUGAAGGAGCUAGAGAGGGAGCUCUCGCAGAAAACCUCCAGCCUCUCUGAACUCAAACAGCAGCUGAAGGAGGUGAAAGAGCGUGAGAAGAAAGCUCAGACAAGCAUUUGGCAGCUUGAAGAUCAGGUUGACAUGUUAAAGAGGUUCCCUGCUGCCUCAAAGCCUGAUGUAGGACUCACCAAGGAGUUCCAGGACAUGAGGCUGGUCAACACCGAGCUGCAGAAGGAGAAUGCAGAACUGAAACAAAAGAUGAGCGAGUACACUGAGCGGUAUGGUGAAACACCUUCUAAAUUAGAUUAUGGGAAACUCAAAAACCUUCUGCAGGCAGCUGAAACUGAGAAAACUAAACUUCAAACUGAGGUCAAAAAGCUGAAAAAGGAACUGGAGAACUUUGACCCAGCAUUUUUUGAAGAGAUUGAGGACUUGAAAUAUAACUACAAUUUAGAGGUGAAGAAGAACAUCCUGCUGGAGGAGCAGCUGAAGAAGGUGUGUGAUCAGUUUGGUGUUCAGGCCGAGUUGCCCAGUGUGUCCAUCAGUUAACUCAGGAUUGCUGUGCCUUUGAUUGGAGCUAGGAUUGUUGAAACUACAUCUGGUUGUACUUUUAGGGUUGCCAGUUUUUAAAUUUAGAGUAUUUAAGUCAAGCAUAUUUUCCUGCAGUUUGAAAACUAAAAUCGCAUUCCUAAACAAAAAAAAAAUAAAAAAUAAAAUAAAAUACUUUUCAAAGUAAAGGUUAGUUGUUUUCACUAAGGCAGGUGUUUUUGUGUUAAUAUGUUUAUAUUAAGUUCCUGUUUUGGCAAUGUAGCAUAUUUAUAAGAGUUCUCUGUUUUUGUCAAUAAAAUAUUUUUUUAUUUUUGCAUUUUAAAUAGUCUUAAAAGUCUGUUAAUUAGAAAUGUUUACAUCCUCAUCAUUUAUUCUUCACUCAGCAAUGAAACAGUUGUUAACAUACAGUAUUUACAGUAUAGAAAUUGAACAUUUUUAACAACUUAUGUUGCUAAACACGUCCAGUUGGUCAGUUUUACACUAAAGCUGUACACAGUUCUGCAAAACAAGUGGCAAAGUGUCUUCAGGCUUUCAAACACUCCACUCUUCCUCUGUGGUGGCAAACAAUGCGUCUUCACACACCUCAUUGUAAACCGCUCUGGUUAAGACUUUCAGCUAUUUAUGUUUUUAAAAAGCAGCAGUUCUGCAUCAUUGAUUUCCAUGGAAUAAAUUAAGUGCUAUAAAGAGUGAA